AUGGCUUUGACCACUCUUGGUAUUCAUGCAGUGGUCGUCUGUACCCGUGGACCUGAAGAUUUUGACAUCAAUGUACACUGCGUUGCCGAAAUAUUUAAUACAAGGAUAUACUCUAGUGGAUUUCGCGUGGUUUGGGACCAGAAUACAGUUGUUCGUCUGGAUGGUAGAUUAGCGUGGGAUCCAUCGCUCCAAGAUAUCCAAGUCAGCCGCAGCAUGUACCGCAUCCAAAUUAAGCGCGAAGUAAGGACUAGUAAAGUAAAUGUUUGGAUUCCGAGGCGUAUUGAGAUCAUCGAUCACGAGGUGGCACGCGUUGUCUUCGAGCAGGUGCUGGUCGAAUAA
This is a messenger RNA of Plasmopara halstedii, 339 nucleotides long. RefSeq lists its product as uncharacterized. The record is from RefSeq and is a predicted model, not a curated record. The coding region runs from base 1 to 339 and encodes 112 amino acids. The transcript has 2 exons. Lineage: Eukaryota; Oomycota; Peronosporomycetes; Peronosporales; Peronosporaceae.